This is a messenger RNA of Phyllopteryx taeniolatus (common seadragon), 1886 nucleotides long. Its product is annotated as CD209 antigen-like. The coding region runs from base 83 to 1522 and encodes 479 amino acids. The transcript is spliced from 4 exons. Lineage: Eukaryota; Metazoa; Chordata; Actinopteri; Syngnathiformes; Syngnathidae. The record is from RefSeq and is a predicted model, not a curated record.
CUUAACAAGGACUGUUUGUUGCAACAUUUGUGAAACCUAUGGUGAGGUGACAACCAAGAGGGCGUGAAUACAAAUCAGACACAUGUCCGUGACAUUUAACAGCAAGUCGGGGGUGAUUAGGGGAGAUGGUUGGGAAUUAAUGGACUCUAAAUCAGAACACGGAAAGAGAUUUCCAAAAUCAGUGUGGUGGAUUGGAGCUGUUGCAGUGUGUCUGGGGCUGCUCUAUCUGCUGCUGCUGGUUGUCAUUAUAGCCAUGGUGGGCCAAUACGUGGGAGCGGGCCUUCUAAAAGACACUGAACAAUUUUCUCUCACCACGUGUCCCAAUCUGACUUCACAAUGUUUCCAGUUACAGGGCAGAUACACCACCUUGUUAGAAAGCAACAAGCAGUUAGAGACCAAUCUCUGUUCUGUGACUAAGGAGAAGGACACUGUCAAAGGGGAGCGAGACCACCUUCAAUAUGAACGGGACACACUUCAGAACCAGCGAAACAUUCUCGAAAACGAGCGGAACGCCUUCCACGAUGAACGCGACACCCUCAAAAGCGAGCGAGACAAUCUCCACAUUGAACGUGAUGCUCUGAAAAAUGAACGAGCCACCUUAAGAACUGAACUAGAAAACCUCCAAAAUGAGCAGGAGGUCCUGAAAAAUGAGCGUGACAACCUGCAAGAUGAGCAAGGAGCCCUCAAAAAUGAGGAAGAACAACUCAAAAAUGAGCGGGCCCACCUCAAGAAUGGGAUAGAGGCACUCCUAAAUGAGCGGGACGCCCUUCUAGUUGUGGAAGAAAUUCACAAAAGUGAGCAAGACAUUCUAAGGCAUGACAAAAACACUCUCCAAAAGGAGCAAGAGGUUCUCAAAAAUGAGCGAGACAACCUCAAAAAUGAGAGAGACACCCUCCAAAAGGAGCAAGAAUCUCUCAAACGUGAGCAGGACGCCCUCAAGAAUGAGAUAGCUACCCUCCAAAAUGAGCGAGACGGCCUCAGAACAGAGCGGGACACCCUCAGAGAUGAGCGAGACCAACUGAAGUCGAUAUCCAGCAACCUGACCAAAGGGCUGGAAGUGCUGCAGAGCCAAAUCAGCACAUUGGUUGCAAGUCGAGACUGCUUAAAGGAGGAGACUCAAGAGUUAAAUCGGAACAGCACAGAAAAACUUUGCCCGUUGCAGUGGGUCAAAUUCAAGGAGAAAUGCUACUACAUCUCUGAGAAAGGCGAAACGAAGUCGUGGAAAACGAGCAGAAGAGACUGUCAAGACAGAGGAGGCGACCUGGUCAUUAUCACCACAAAAGAGGAGCUGAGUUUUAUCUCCAAAUAUUACGAUCGAAUCUGGAUUGGUUUGUCUGACUUGGAGCACGAGGGCAAGUGGAAGUGGGUGAAUGGGGACGAACUGGACUUUGAAGGAUUCUGGCAGGAAGGGGAGCCAAACGAUGUUGGCGGUUACGAGGACUGUGCGGAACUCUCACGUUCGGGGCAGGGAUGGAAUGACAUGCCUUGUCGUGAGCCUCUCUCUUGGGUUUGUGAGGAUUAACGUGCAGUGUGUGUGUGUGUGUGCAUGUGUGUGUGCGCCCACGCCCUCUUGUUAAAUUGAGCAAAACAAUGAUCAGCAUCUUUUUAUAUGUUCCAUACCUCAGCAUCACCAGGAAAUAAUCAAAAUAGAAGUAAUCUGUUCCAGCGUCAAGCUGUCACUAUCAUAUUUAAGUGUACAAGCAAUGUUUGAAUGUUUUAACACUCUUAAACGUCAUAAAACAAAGUUAAAAACUGUGUUAAUAAAGAAAAAGAAAAUACAAAUACUGUACUGGCCCUUUUUAUUUUUGUCUUGGGAAAUUGUAUGUUUUGUACUUUUAAAGUCCCUGUAAAGCUAAAUCAUAGAUAAAUAAAAAUGGUUUUCACAA